Molecule: messenger RNA, 1044 nt
Organism: Heterostelium album PN500
Lineage: Eukaryota; Evosea; Eumycetozoa; Acytosteliales; Acytosteliaceae
Exons: 5
Coding region: 1-1044 (347 amino acids)
Molecular function (GO): nucleic acid binding
Source: RefSeq, a predicted model, not a curated record
AUGAACGAAUAUAGAUGUCCUAGCAGAGAAGACUGGGUUAAACUUGCAAAUAUAUUUAGUUUAGAGUAUGAGAGUUGUAAUGCCUCAUUUAUGGAGUUGUACAAGAAAUCGUUAAAUGCAGAUUGUUUCUAUCGUUACCCAAAGGAACAAAAAGAAACUACUUGCUUUGGAGAUUGUAAUGUUCAAGCUACACCAGAGAAAAUCUACUCAGACUCACAACAAGCAAUUGAAUCGUUGGAUAUCGUUGAUGCAUCAGUUGAUGAGGAUGAUGGCGAUGAUGACGAGCUGGACGCCGACGACCUUUUAGUGGAUCUAGACACUGGAGAUCUCGUCGGCACUGCCAUACAGCAGUCAGACAAGCCAUCGAUUCACAGCCAAAGUUUUGGUUUCACUUCCGAAAUGUCUCUUGAUGAAAAGUACAAAACUAUCACUCGUAUAUUCUACCUGCGAAGAGUACUCUGUAUCCGCCAAUUGUCAUGCUACAAAGACUCCAUUAGAGCCAAGAAGGAUAUAUUCUUUAAUAUAUGUCCAAAUGAUGGAUGCCAACAAGUUUUUGCGCAGGCUGCCGCUUACAAUGCUCACAAAAACACCGCUCACGCUAUCCACUCAGAAGUAGAUCCUUCAAAAUUUGAAUGGGUUAUCAAACAGAAGAAUGGAAUCAAUCCUACCAUAGUUAUAGACAAAGAAGCAUCAAACGUACAUAGUAUGACGAAUCAAUCUUUAGCUGGACAUCAAUAUUGGAACGCAAUAGAGCCUUCCCUAGUCAGUUUCUUUCAACAGUAUGGUCAGAGACCUAUCUAUAUCACUGUGAAAAGUGAGGCUGCAGCCGAAUCUUUUUCAAAUAUAUAUUUUGUUGACUCAAUAGCCAUUAUCAAACGAUUUUUCCCAACGAUAGAAAGAGGUUAUUCCAUCGACAAUCUAUUGAAGGAUUUUGCUAUUCCAAUGGAUAAUCCAGCCAUGAGACAUACUAGUUGCAAAGACAUAUUAUCCCUUACUAAGAUUCUAUCACAUGUAUAUGAUAAUCAAUCUCUUUAUUAUUGUUAA